AGCCCUGAAUCAGCCUCCUAGAGAUGAGGGCGCUGGUAGUGGCGUCUUGGCGUCUCUGCGCCCCCCUCCUUCUCCUGGGACCCUGCCUGGGGGUCUCCCCCCUUCCCGAGGAAGAGGAGGACGCCGGGGGGGAGAAGAAGGGGGCCCCAGCCGCGCGUCGGGAAGAGCUGCCCAGCGUAGUCCUCGCCAUCCUCGCCCGCAACGCUCAGCACUCUCUGCCCCAUUUCUUGGGGGCCCUGGAGCGCCUGGAUUACCCCAAGGAGCGCAUCUCCGUCUGGUGCGCGACAGAUCACAAUGUGGAUAACACAACAGAAAUGCUGCAUGAAUGGCUCACGGCGAUGGAGACACACUAUUGGCGUGUUUCAUGGAGGGCUGUGGAUGAGCCCAGAUCUUUCCCUGACGAGGAAGGGCCCAAGCACUGGAGUAACCAGCGUUUUGAACAUGUCAUGAGGCUCAAACAGGAAGCUCUGGAUUUUGCCCGGUCUGAACAGGCCGAUUACAUUUUGUUUGUCGACACAGAUGCCAUCCUGACGAGUGACCAGACAUUGAGGUUCCUCAUUGCUCAGAACAAAUCCAUUGUUGCGCCCAUGUUGGACUCGCAGACAUACUACUCCAACUUCUGGUGUGGGAUUACUCCUCAGGGUUACUACCGCAGGACCGCCGACUACUUCCCCACCAAGAACCGGCAGCGUGUGGGAUGCUUUGCGGUCCCCAUGGUCUACGCUGCCUUCUUGAUCGACCUGCGGAAAGAGGACACCACCAGCCUGGCCUUCUAUCCUCCCCAUUCUGGCUACUCCUGGCCCUUUGACGACAUCAUUGUCUUUGCCUAUUCCUGCCAAGUUGCAGGAGCCCAGAUGUACUUGUGUAACCAGGAAAACUUUGGCUUCAUCAACGUCCCUGUGAAGGCACACCACACGCUGGUAGAUGAAGACAUCAAUUUCGUACACCUUAUCCUGGAGGCCAUGGUGGAUGGCUCUCCCAUGACUCCCUCCCGCCACGUUUACCUCUCCCCGAAGCACCCCACCAAAAUUGGGUUUGAUGAGGUUUUCCUGAUCAACUUGGCGCGGCGUCCAGACCGUCGGCAGCGCAUGCUGAGCGCACUCUUGGAAUUGGAAAUCGAUCCUGUGGUGGUAAACGCUGUGGAUGGGAGUGCCCUGAACAGCAGCGAUAUCAAGAAACUGGGAGUGAACCUCCUCCCGGGUUAUUACGAUCCCUUUUCGGGCAGGACACUCACCAAGGGGGAGGUUGGCUGCUUCCUCAGCCACCAUCGUGUGUGGAAAGAGAUAGUGGAGCGAGGGCUGGAGAAAUCCAUGGUGUUAGAAGAUGACGUGCGCUUUGAAGCCUAUUUCAAGAAGCGGCUUUUGCGGCUGAUGGACGACCUGGAGUGGGCACAGCUGGAAUGGGAUCUGAUCUACCUGGGCAGGAAACAAGUGAACCUGGAGGAUGAAGAGCCGGUGGAGGACGUGCGGAAUCUCGUGGUUCCGGAAUAUUCCUACUGGACUCUGGCCUACGUGAUCUCUCAGCAGGGGGCUCGGAAACUGAUCGAUGCCGAUCCGCUCCCCAAAAUUCUGCCCGUGGAUGAAUUUCUGCCCGUCAUGUAUGACAAACACCCCAACGAAGAGUACAAAAAGCAUUUUGCCCGCCGGGACCUGCGGGCGUACUCGGUGCGCCCUCUGCUGGUCUACCCGACUCACUACACCGGAGACGCCAAGUGGGUGAGUGACACCGAGACCUCCACCAUCUGGGACGAUGACGCCCGCAAGACAGACUGGAGCGGCUCCCAGAAGACCCUGAAGGACGCCCGGGGCGAGGGCCGCACGACCGGACACCCCUUCCGCCCGGCCUCCAGGGAUGAGCUAUAACGGCUGCCCCGUAAGGGUUACCUUCUGCACUCCAUGCAAGUGAUGAACGUAGGAGAGCUGGACGCUACCUUGGGACUCUGGGUUUGCUUGAACGGCUGGAACAAGAAGGCGCUGGGUUUGCUUGAACGGGACUCUGGGUUUGCUUGAACGGCUUGAACAAGAAGGCGCCUGUGUGCAGGAUUCGCACCCAGGACCAGCUUGUGUUUGACUCUGGAAUCUCCUUGGCUGGUUGAGCAACAACAGAUUUCUCCUUUGCAAUCUCCUGGUGACACAGCUUCUCUCGUGGGAUGGAUUGGAACUGUCUUGGAUCAGGUCCCUUUGGGUGCCUUUCCACCCCUCCAGUAGGGAACCUGAGAUUCAGACUUUGCUACAGUUUAUAUGAGUUGGUUUGUGCAGACGUUUGCUUUGGAAAGUCUGUUCUUGUGUUCUAAAUGAUUAGAACAGCCUGUUUGGAAUGGGUGCAAAGUUUUCUAUUCUGGUUGCAUUGGCAUGGAAGCUAAAGAGAGACACUGUCUUGAUCAAAAAGCUACUGGGAUUCCUCGUGAACUUCAGGGCAAUUAUCCCAGGGCAAAAAUAAGACUGUUUUUCUACGAAAUUUUAGCCUGGAAUCAGCACACCAAUUCUUCAGUCCUUUGUUCCGGGGUGUGUGUGUGUGUGUGUGUUAAACUGAACAAAGCAAGCUCAAUUCCAGAUUAAAUAUUUAAAUUUGUGAAAGUA
Messenger RNA from Hemicordylus capensis (graceful crag lizard), 2579 nucleotides. RefSeq names its product cerebral endothelial cell adhesion molecule (gene CERCAM). The record is from RefSeq and is a predicted model, not a curated record. Bases 24 to 1862 code for a protein of 612 amino acids. NCBI's taxonomy places the organism in Eukaryota, Metazoa, Chordata, Lepidosauria, Squamata, Cordylidae. The transcript is spliced from 13 exons.